AUGGUGAAUACUCGCAAGGGGUCUUAUGUGCCUAAGCAGUCUGAAGAUGCAUCUAAUGUCAUCACCUCUUCGCCUCUUCCAGUACAACAUGCAAAUGUCAGAGUCGGUGAGUCUGUUGCUCCUGUUUCUCCUGCUGUGCAUGCACAACGAGCUUCUGAGGCUACUAAACCCUCAGAGACAGUUAUAACCGAGAGGCUCCCUUCUGAUCCCUCGGGUUUCAUUCACUCUCAAGAGAGCUCAUCAACCGAAGGGGUAUUCAUUCCAACUCCAGGAAGCCCUCGACGCUCACCAGCUAUAUCUUUAGGUCAUUCUCCCUCUGUUCACCCUCCUCAAUCAAAACUACCUACUUCACAACCGGAUGCGGUGCCUGCACACAUUCCUGGAAUCGCUACUGCUGCAUGUGAGGAACAGACCGAUGGUUCUCAAAAUGAUGAUCAGUGUGCUUCUUUUAACCAGGCUGACAUGCCUCCUGAAGACAUUCCUCCUCCUACUGAUAAUCCCAUUGCACCAUCUUCUGAAGGAAGGACAGAAUCUCCUAAAGGUUCUAAACCCCCAAAAAGAAAACCUCAACAGGCUAGGAGAAAUGUUACCACAAAAUCAGGCAGAAAGAAAAUUCCUACAAAUGUUCCAUCUGUUCCCAUUGAUGGAUUUUUUUUCACCACGAGGAAAGCGUUCAACACUGGAAGUUUUUGA
Cucumis melo (muskmelon) is the source of this 693-nucleotide messenger RNA. Its product is annotated as extensin-like. NCBI's taxonomy places the organism in Eukaryota, Viridiplantae, Streptophyta, Magnoliopsida, Cucurbitales, Cucurbitaceae. The record is from RefSeq and is a predicted model, not a curated record. The coding region runs from base 1 to 693 and encodes 230 amino acids. The transcript is spliced from 3 exons.